This is a messenger RNA of Chiroxiphia lanceolata (lance-tailed manakin), 1614 nucleotides long. It is a transcript of the gene ALMS1, whose product is annotated as ALMS1 centrosome and basal body associated protein. Gene Ontology annotation, cellular component: cytosol; centrosome; centriole. Gene Ontology annotation, biological process: regulation of centriole replication. The coding region runs from base 25 to 1353 and encodes 442 amino acids. The transcript has 7 exons. The record is from RefSeq and is a predicted model, not a curated record. NCBI's taxonomy places the organism in Eukaryota, Metazoa, Chordata, Aves, Passeriformes, Pipridae.
GAAGGAGCGCAGGACGACGCCGGGAUGGCGGAGCUCAGGGAAAACGGGGCGGGAGACACAACCAUCCUGGAGGAGGAGCAGCAGUGCCGCUGGGAAUCUCCCAGCGACGAUUCCUCGGAGACGAGGCUGAGCGGAGAGCACGGCACCACCACCACCACCACUUCCAGCAGCUGGGGGUGGGACACGCCGACGGAGCCGGGAAGCGCGACGGAGCGGAGCAGCUCCAUGUCCACCAUCGACACGGCCAGGCUGCUCCGGGCCUUUGGGCACCACAGGGUCACCGUGGCUCCCAGGGGGUCUCCCAGGGUGUCUCGCAGGCUUUCCCAGCUCUAUUCCACCAUCGGCCUCCAGAAGAGCCGCUCGGAAAAGCGGGAUGAGGGAAGCGGCGAAGCGGCGGGCGCGGAGUAUCCGAAGGUCGGCGCCGAGAGGCACAGGAGGAGUAAGGAGGUGCAGAGCACCAUCACCACCUCCUCAGAUUCCACCUGGGCCAGCAGCACCUCUUGGGGUCCCAGCUCUGCCCUCAGCACCAAGAGACGGGUCCGGAUGUUGAACAAAGGGAUCCAGGCAGGAGACCUGGAGAUUGUGAACAGCGCGACCAAGAGGAACACCCGGGAUGUUGGGUUGACUUUUCCAACGCCAAGAUCCAUCCAGGCAACCCAGAGGCCUCGGGAAUCCUGGCGUGGUGUCCGUGGGACCUCAUGGUUUGUCCAAGGAGAAGACUUGAAAUCUGAAUCUAGGAAAGAAAACCAUUCCAGUGCCAUUUCUGGUCCUGGGCCAUCCUGGUUUGAGCCCUGGACCAGCACGAAGCCCUGGAGGGAACCGCUCCGAGAGAAAAACUGGGAAGAGCAGCAGCACCACGUGAUUCCAGCAGCAGCUCCAGACAGAGGUGCUGGGAAGGGGCCUGUGCUGCCCUUUGUGAAACUCACACUGCAGGAGGCUCUGGCCGUUCAUCGCCCCGAUUUCAUCUCCCGCUCCGGGGAGCGAGUGAAGCACCUCAAACUGGUCAUGGAGGAGAGGAGGAUCCAGAGGGGGCUGCAAUCCCAGCGGGAAGAGCUUGGGAAUCCCCCCGGGAAGAGAAAAGGCUCCAGGAGUUCGAGUCACCUGCUGGCUGACAGAGGUUUUCCAAUGAGGGAAAAGAGAAGAGCAAUUCCAAAGAGUGAAAUGGUUCAAAGGUCUAAAAGGAUCUAUGAGCAGCUUCCAGAGGUGAGGAAGAAGAGGGAGGAGGAGAAGAGGAGGCUGGAAUACAACUCGUACCGCCUGAAAGCACAGCUCUACAAAACAGUGGGUGUUCUGCUCCAGGACAUUCCAGAAUGUUCUUCCAUGAACUCACAAAUAGAGAGGAAUAUUUGCUAAGUGGGAAUCCUGUGGUAUUGGAAUUUUGAAGGGUUUAGGCUCUACUGGGAUUUAAUCAGGGUCAGAGAAGUCAAGCUUAGGAAAAUAUGGAAUAUUAAUUUCCCUACGUAACCCAAAAUCCUGAAAUAAGCAGAGGAGCCCCAUUUGUCCCCUUGGAGAAGGGAAUCUCCAAAAGUGACCAUCCAUGAGCUUCAUCUUUCUCUUAAUAAGACCUGAUCAUGGAAUCAUGGAAUGGUUUGGGUUGGAAGGGACCUUAAAGAU